AUGGGUCGCAGAAAGAUUGAGAUUAAAGCUAUCAAAGACGAUCGGAACCGAUCAGUGACCUUCCUAAAACGAAAAGGCGGCUUGUUUAAGAAAGCGCACGAGUUAUCCGUACUAUGCUCCGUUGACGUUGCCGUUUUCAUCUUUGGAAACAAUAAGAAGUUGUACGAAUACUCAUCGUCAGAUAUGCACCAACUUAUUGCCAAAUACCAAUUUCAUGGCGUUCCCAACGAACAUAAGGGACCUUCGGAUUUUAAUGGGGGCGACGACGACGACGACGACGACGGUGAUGGUACCCCUCCGCGAGGACACGAAGGCUCUGAGCACCAAAUGAUGCCUCCUCAGUUCCACGGCCAUGGCCACAGCCAACCUCCAUUCGCUCAUAUUCGCCAUCAUACUCCCUCCGCAUCACCGCCCGUGCCGAAUGGCGGACCAUUUCAAGCACACCCAGGCCACCCGGGGCCUAGAGGUUCCACUCCACAACCGCCGAUGGGAUCACGACCUGGUUCUAGGAAUGAUAUGCGAAGAAUGGCGCCUAACAGUAUGGUGCCCCAACCUCACGGUGCACAUCCUGGAAUUGCAUAUAUGCCCACGCCCCCAAUUUACCAAGGGCCGAAUCAGCCUGGCAUGAUGGGACCGCAACCGGCCGGACAAUAUCCCUAUGCACCUCAACACCAACAUCACCCGCACCACCAUCACCAACAACAACAACAACAACAGCAGCAGCAGCAGCAGCAUCAGUCUUAUGUGGACGAUAGGAGACCCUCUGCUCCGCCAGCAUAUGCUCCGCAACCGCCACCCCAUGCUAUUCCCGUCGCAUCCCGACCUGAGCCAUCACCGCCUCACACUGCCAGCCAGCAACAGCCGCUGGCCCCUCAACAUCCUGUACCGCAUAUUUCUCCUCCUCCACAGCCUGAUCGGCGACCUCAAGAUCCUCCGCCCCCGCCGCGCGUUGAACCCAAGACCGAACUUUUGGACAGACAGCCAUUAGGGUUAAAUACUGAUAUUGCCAUCAAGAAGCUGCCGCAAAGAAAGUCACACAGCAUAUUUACACCCAUCGAGGAGAACCGAUCUAUUCUAUCACAACAUCUGGCUUCCUUUGCAAGCGAAUCUCAAGGUAUCAAAACAGAAUCGAAUCGUUCUCAAUCUGUAGAUGCCUCAUCCCGCGGCGGUCCAUCAGCAUCCCCACAGCUAAAGCGAUCAAGUACGCAAAACAGCCUCGACAAGGCUCGAGCCGCAUCUGUUUCGUCAGGGCCAGAAAGCGCAUUCACCCCCCCUUCAAGAUCAAAUAGUCUCAAGAUUGGUGGUCCUGGCGGUGGCUCACGACCCAGAGGCCCUCGUCUAACUGUCCAGAUUCCCGACGGUGCAUCAGAGCCAGGCAGUGCCGGUGGCGAAUCAAACUCUCCUCAUAACUCAACCAUUACACCAACUCAAGCUCCUCGACAUAACUCGGUCGUUCUUCCACCACCGUCUCCUUCCGCAUCGGCUCUUCUCUCCGCCGGUGCCACGGGCCCGCCGAAUCCUUUUGCUCGACCGCCACCCCAGCAAAACGUCAACGGUGAGACGCCAGUGUCAGCAUUGCCUUCACGAUUCCUCGGCCAUGAGCUUCUACCGAGCCCUGGUAGCUUUUACCAGGAUUGGAAUUUUCGUGGAAACGAUAGCAACACGUUGCCCAGUCCGCUCAACUUUGCAACGCCUGUUGUGGGCACGGGGCCUAGCUUUCUGAGGGAUGACCACCAUGGCAGCGGGGCCAACAACAAUAGCAGCACAAGUAACAACAGCAGCGGUAGUACAGCAUCUACCGCAGCUACUACCACAAAUACUACAGCGACAAGUGGCACAAUGUCGACUGGUGUCCCACUGAGAAUGACGAAACGCAAGAGCCCCGAGUUUGGAGGCGGGGGCCAUGGCGAAAGUCAAGAAGAUGCAACUGAAGCCAAGAGGCUCAAAGUCGAGUACACAUGA
Metarhizium brunneum ARSEF 3297 is the source of this 1962-nucleotide messenger RNA. It is a transcript of the gene Mef2d, whose product is annotated as Myocyte-specific enhancer factor 2D. The record is from RefSeq and is a predicted model, not a curated record. Gene Ontology annotation, biological process: positive regulation of transcription by RNA polymerase II. NCBI's taxonomy places the organism in Eukaryota, Fungi, Ascomycota, Sordariomycetes, Hypocreales, Clavicipitaceae. Gene Ontology annotation, molecular function: RNA polymerase II cis-regulatory region sequence-specific DNA binding; DNA-binding transcription factor activity, RNA polymerase II-specific; protein dimerization activity.